This is a messenger RNA of Tachyglossus aculeatus (Australian echidna), 2583 nucleotides long. Its product is annotated as nascent polypeptide-associated complex subunit alpha, muscle-specific form-like. The record is from RefSeq and is a predicted model, not a curated record. The transcript has 6 exons. The coding region runs from base 1 to 2583 and encodes 860 amino acids. NCBI's taxonomy places the organism in Eukaryota, Metazoa, Chordata, Mammalia, Monotremata, Tachyglossidae.
AUGGCUGGGGGGGAGCGGGGGCGACGCCCCCCCACCCCACUUGAACACGGGGGAGAUCCGGCGCGUGCGCAAACCCCCACACGCAAGCGUCGCACGCCUCCUCGGCCCGGGGCCUACCGCUCUGCGGUGGUUCGACUUGCGGAGUUCGAAGGAGGCUGGGGCACGAGGGCCGGGAAACCGAGUUCCGACAAGGAGCGGGAUCUGGCUUCUUCUUUUAGCUGGGAAUGUAAUGCUGGGGCAGCCUCCGUGUGGCUGUCACGCCGGGGGUGCCGCCUUCUCGCCCUGAGCGAGGCUGGAGUUUUCCGGGCCUCUGGUCCCCCCAGAAUCCAAGCCGCACCUCAAGGCCGCCCAGGGCGGGUGGGGGGAGGCCCUUUUUGCUGGAACGAAGUCCUCGGGGAGAAAUUUCCCUCUUGCAAACCACAAUCCCGGAAAUCCAUCCAGGACGGGGGGAAAGUCUCUUCCGAGAGAAACCGGGGCACCUCUCUGACGGGCGACCGGCCGGGGAGACGGGGACGGGGGGCACGGGAAGGAGGGCCCGAGAGAAAAGAAAACAAACCCGAAAGCGAUCCAAGUGUGGAUGUGUCACGCCUCACUAAGAGAGGGCGGGUGGAGGAUCGCGGGGGGAUCCAAAGCUUACACAACCACUCCACGUCGGGAAAGCGAUCACCAACUUUUCGGGACCACGACGGCACUCGGGGGUCCCCCAGCUGGGAGGGGCUGGGGGGGGAGGCCUGGACCCUGAAAUCCGAACUGCUCCGGAUGUGUAGUGUGUGUAGUGUGCAGUGCGUGCGGGGCAAAGUGUGGCGCCAAGUUGGUGUCGCCUUGGCCGCGGGGCCCCCGCCGCUCCACCGGCCGCUCCACCACGACCCCUGCUGGACCGACGCCGCCAGCGACGCCGGGCCGCUCCACGACGCCCCCUGCAGGACGGACGCCGCCAGACACGCCGCCGACGGACGCCGCCAGCGACACCGCCGCCCCCUACAGGCCGGACGCCGCCAGCGACACGGCCUCCCUAGGGGGGACAGGGCGGCCGGGGCGCUCCACGCCGCCCCCUGCAGGACGGAUGCCGCCAGAGACGCCGCCCCCUGCAGGACGGACGCCGCCAGAGACACCAACGUCCGGGGGGGGAGACCAUGCCGCCCCCUGCAGGCCUUGCGCCGCCAGCGACAACGCCACCCUAGGGGGGACAGGGUGGCCGGGGCGCUCCACGCCGCCCCCUGCAGGACGGACGCCGCCAGCGACAUCGCCGUCCUGGGGGGGGGAACCAUGCCGCCCCCUGCAGGCCGGACGCCGCCAGCGACACCGCCGCCCUUGGGGGGACACGGCGGCCGGGGCGAUCCCAACGCCGCCCCCUGCAGGCCGGACGCCGCCAGCGACACCGCCGUCCUGGGGGGUGGGGGACCAUGCCGCCCCCUGCAGGACAGACGCCGCCGGCGACACGGCCUCCCUAGCGGGGACAGGGCGGCCGGGGCGCUCCACGUCGCCCCCUGCAGGACGGACGCCCGUCCUAGGCGGAACAGGGCGGUCGGGGUGCUCCACGCCGCCCCCUGCAGGCCGGACGCCGCCAGCGACACCGCCGUCCUGGGGGGGGACCAUGCCGCCCCCUGCAGGACAGACGCCGCCAGCGACACGGCCUCCCUAGGGGGGACAGGGCGGCCGGGGCGCUCCACGCCGCCCCCUGCAGGCCGGACGCCGCCAGCGACACCGCCGUCCUGGAGGGGACCGUGCCGCCCCCUGCAGGACGGACGCCGCCAGCGACACGGCCUCCCUAGGGGGGGACAGGGCGGCCGGGGCCCUCCACGCCGCCCCCUGCAGGACGGACGCCGCCAGCGACACGGCCUCCCUAGGGGGGACAGGGCGGCCGGGGCGCUCCACGCCGCCCCCUGCAGGACGGACGCCCGUCCUAGGCGGGACAGGGCGGCCGGGGCGCUCCACGCCGCCCCCUGCAGGCCCGACGCCGCCAGCGACACCGCCGUCCUGGGGGGGGACCAUGCCGCCCCCUGCAGGACAGACGCCGCCAGCGACACCGCUGCCCUAGGGGGGACAGGGCGGCCGGGGCGCUCCACGCCGCCCCCUGCAGGACGGACGCCGCCAGAGACACGAACGCCGGACGCGGCCAGCGACACCGCCGCCCUAGGGGGGGACAGGGCGGCCGGGGCGCUCCACGCCGCCCCCUGCAGGACGGACGCCCGCAUCGACACCGCCGCCGUCGGGGUGGGGGGAGCCAGGCCGCCCCCUACAGGCCGGACGCCGCCAGCGACACCACCGUCCGGGGGGGGGACCAUGCCGCCCCCUGCAGGCCGGACGCCGCCAGCGACACCGCCGUUCCGGGGGAGGGUGGGAGACCACGCCGCCCCCUGCAGGUCGGACGCCCGCAUCGACACCGCCGCCCGAGGGGGGACAGGGCAGCCGGGGCGCUCCACGUCGCCCUCUACAGGCCGGACGCCGCUAGCGACACGGCCGUUCGGGGGGGGGGACCACGCCGCCCCCUGCAGGCCGGACGCCGCCAGCGACACCGCCGCCCCGGGGUUGGAGGGGGACACGCCCAGAGCCCCUCCAACUAAAUGGACACCCCUGAAAUGA